CGGGUGGCCUAAAACUGCCUAUCACAAUAUUGUAUGUAUUCGAUGUUGAUGUUGUAAUGGCUAAGUUACAGGAGGGAGGAUCUAGCUUUAUAUACAUGUUGGUACCCCACAUAUGACACUGCCGCAAGGCGUAUUUUGGCGCAAUACACCCCGUUAGGUUCGUCUGUAGGUCAUGGAUGUGCUCCAAAGUUGCCGUGUAAAUCGGAUGUGAUAAAUAUUAUCUGCUGUAACUUCAUGAUGCUUUUUCUUCCCUUUACGGUAUGAAGCUAGAGAGAAGGGACGGAUCUACGUUUCUUUUUGGUGUAAAACCUGGUUCCUCGAGUUGGGAAAGAUGGUCUGUUGUCGAAGCCGAGCUCCCCCCGAGUCCGAAAGCGUUCUACUACGAAAUGCCAUCUCAUUGGGAAGACCACAACACCCUGCAAUCCGAAAAAUGAAAGAAGAUCGCGAUACUGUAACCUCAUUCGCAAGGAAACGCAGUUAAUUAAUUAAUAAACUUGUUUACUAGUAUCGAUUAGGAUACAGAGUCAUUGACGACUUGUCAGCCCCUCCUUAUAUAGCGAUUAUGAUUUCUAGUAUGCUCUAGGAAAAUUACAUUUUCUAUCAUCUUUACCUCAACGUUCCCACCAGACCGAAUUCUAGGAUGCGAAGAGAUAUGAUAACAGAUUCGAUGAUGGAAUUGCUAAACCCGACUUCUCCUACUAUUGCUAUCCUUGGCGCUGGUAUAGGUGGUUUAGCCCUUGCUAUUGGACUGAUAAAGCGCAAUGUUCCAGUUACCAUUUACGAAGCUGCAGAUCGUUUCUCAACGGUAGGCGCUGGCAUUGGCUUGGGGCCGAACUCCUUGAAUGCCAUGGAUGUGAUUGAUCCGAGGUUCCGAGAGAGAUAUGAAAAGGUGAAGACGCAAAACGAGAAGCCGGAGUUCGAGCAUAGCAUCUUUGAUGCGUUGUACGCCGAAGAAGGCUUCGGUGAAAAGCGGGGGUGGACCCGAGGUCUCAUCGGCGCUCCUUACUUUACGCGGAGUAGUGCCCACCGCCGAGACUUGUUACAUAUCAUGGAAAGCUUUAUCCCUGAAGGGAUCGUCAAGUUCGGGAAGCGAGCAUACUCAGUUGAGCAAGUAGACAGUAAAGUCUUGAUAAGAUUUCAGGAUGGCACAGUAGAAGCAGUCGACGCAGUUGUGGGUUGCGACGGAGUGAAAGGGAUUACUCGCCGAACCGUUUUGGGUGGCAUUGCGCCCGAAGAAGUCCAACCGACGUUCUGUGGUAUGUAUAUCUAUAGAGGCAUCAUACCAAUGCAAGAGGCAAAGAAAAUCUUGGGAAACCACGCCGGUGAUGCGAAAUUUUUCAUGGCUAAGAGGAAAGCCGUGGUCGUCUAUCCUAUUUCACAGGGCAGAGAAGCGAAUUUUGUAUUCUUCGUUUCAAAGCCUUGCCCUUGGACUUUUGGGGAUAACGCGGUACCUUGUACGAAGGAGGAGAUGCUGGAAGAUCUAGAGGGGUUCGACCAUAGACUACCAAAACUCCUAGACUACGCUAGACCUCUGAGGUGGCCGACAUGGCAUCAUCCCCAGACAUCCACAUUCUACAAAGGACGGGUGUGCUUACUAGGUGAUGUUGCGCAUGCUUGCAGUCCUCACCAGGCUGCUGGAGCCGGUCAGGGAUUAGAGGAUGCUGCCGUCCUCUCUCAUCUACUUGCUCUGGUUAAGACUUCCGAUGAGAUUGAGGCCGCGUUUCAGAUAUAUGACGCGAUUAGACGGCCAAGGGCGCAGAAAGUCGUCCAAACGAGUGCCGAAGCCGGACAGAUUUACACAUGGCAGGCUCCAACGAUCGAAGAUGAUAUGCAUAAGAUUGUUGAAAAUGCGAACCAGAGGUUGCAUUGGAUUUGGCAGCAUGAUCUUGAAGCAGAUAUCAAAAAGGCCGAAUAUGACUUCCACAGGUUAGUACGGGGACGACCAGGCAUAUUACAGAAUGGUGACCCAGCUAAGAGCGUGUCUAUUAUGAGGCGUGCGGGUUUAGGCGCCUCCAACACCAUUCAGUGUACGCAGCUAUUGUCUUAGGUAUGGAUCUAUCAGAUAUCAAACUACCUUACAGAUCAUGCUGUGCCGCAUCUAUGUAUGCCCGCGUGUGCGUAGCGGCACAGUGAGCAAGUGGCACGUUAGAUUUAUAGGUACCUAACCCAGCAACAAACCACCAUAUUCUUAAUUCGGGGGAUGCGGGCGUCCACCUGUUUUAAGAUAGUUACCUACGAAGU
Molecule: messenger RNA, 2241 nt
Organism: Daldinia loculata
Lineage: Eukaryota; Fungi; Ascomycota; Sordariomycetes; Xylariales; Hypoxylaceae
Product: FAD/NAD(P)-binding domain-containing protein
Exons: 1
Coding region: 641-2047 (468 amino acids)
Biological process (GO): secondary metabolite biosynthetic process
Molecular function (GO): FAD binding
Source: RefSeq, a predicted model, not a curated record